This is a messenger RNA of Arabidopsis arenosa, 1729 nucleotides long. Lineage: Eukaryota; Viridiplantae; Streptophyta; Magnoliopsida; Brassicales; Brassicaceae. The record is from the annotation of a GenBank genome assembly.
ACGGGUCAAAAACUCACUUACCAUGAGAUACAUCAUCUCACCUCCAUGGCCUCUCCUCCUUCUCCUUCUCCUCUCUUCUUUCACCUCCGGCGAAUCCUCUCCGUCCGUAGAAAAAAUCAAAUUCGACACCGGUGGUCUCAGUAGACAGAGUUUUCCUAAAGGAUUCUUGUUUGGAACCGCCACGUCAGCUUAUCAGGUCGAAGGCGAGACUCAUCAAGACGGUCGUGGCCCAAGCAUUUGGGAUGCCUUUGUCAAGAUUCCUGGGACUAUUGCCAAGAAUGCCACGGCUGAGAUAACAGUGGACCAGUAUCACCGUUACAAGGAAGAUGUGGAUUUGAUGAAGAAACUGAACUUUGAUGCUUACAGAUUUUCCAUUUCAUGGUCCAGAAUAUUCCCUGAGGGAAGUGGUAAAGUCAACUGGAAAGGAGUUGCUUAUUACAAUAGAUUGAUUGAUUACUUGGUCCAAAAAGGGAUUACACCUUAUGCAAAUCUGUACCAUUACGAUCUUCCAUUGGCUUUGGAAAAGAAGUACAAAGGCUUGCUUGGUAGACAAGUAGUGAACGAUUUUGCGGAUUAUGCAGAGUUUUGUUUCAAUUUAUUUGGAGAUAGAGUGAAAAAUUGGAUGACGUUCAACGAGCCGCGUGUGGUAGCUGCUUUAGGUUAUGAUAACGGUAUUUUUGCGCCGGGUAGAUGCUCUAAAGCAUUUGGAAAUUGCACUGAAGGAAACUCUGCGACAGAGCCAUACAUUGUUUCUCAUCAUCUUAUCUUAGCCCACGCAGCAGCAGUCCAGAGAUACCGCAAAUAUUACCAAGCGAAACAAAAGGGAAGGAUUGGGAUACUUUUAGAUUUUGUUUGGUACGAGCCGCUUACUAGAAGUAAAGCAGAUAAUCUUGCAGCUCAAAGAGCAAGAGACUUCCAUAUCGGAUGGUUUAUUCACCCAAUAGUAUAUGGAGAGUAUCCAAAGACAAUGCAGAACAUUGUGAAAGAGAGGCUUCCAAAAUUCACGAAGGAAGAAGUGAAAAUGGUGAAAGGUUCCAUAGAUUUUGUGGGAAUAAACCAAUACACGACUUAUUACAUGUCCAAUCCACAUCCCACCACCAAACCUAAGGACUUGGGUUAUCAACAAGAUUGGAAUGUGGAUUUUAGCUUUGCUAAGUUGGGGAAGCCAAUUGGUCCAAGGGCUUACUCGUAUUGGUUAUACAACGUACCAUGGGGAAUGUACAAGGCCUUGAUGUAUAUGAAGGAACGUUACGGCAACCCAACUAUGAUUCUCUCUGAAAACGGUAUGGAUGACCCGGGAAACGUCACUCUAGCUCAAGGACUACACGACACGACGAGAAUCAAGUAUUACAAAGAUUACUUAACCAACCUUAAGAAAGCUAGGGAUGAUGGAGCCAAUGUGGUUGGAUAUUUUGCGUGGUCUUUGCUUGAUAAUUUCGAAUGGUUAUCAGGAUAUACUUCAAGGUUCGGGAUCGUCUAUGUUGAUUACAAAACAUUGAAGAGGUACCCCAAGAUGUCUGCUCAAUGGUUUAAGCAACUUCUGAAACGAAGCAACAAAUGAUCUCAAUGUAUUUAUGGAUGGAUUUAAACUUUUAAGGGUUAAAAAUGAUCGUUGAAGAAAUAAGGGGGCCGAUUUAGUAUUGUAUCUUGAACUCUCUCCUUCUUCAGUCCUUUGCCUUUUCAACGCAAAUAAAACAUGUUUAAGCAGCAAUAAAUUUGCAUUAUGAAC